GCAGUUCAACCUCAACAAACUAACUCCCCUAUGAGUUUGAGCUUCCAGAAGACAAGGCAGGAGAGGAGCCCCCCUGGGAAUUGGAUCAUCUUCCCCAAUCUUCCUCAUUGCUCGCAUCUGUGAUCUCUCUCUUCCAUUUUGAUCCUUGUUUUUCCACAUCUCAUUGCUUAAUUGCUUCGAUUUUAAGAUGUUAUCCUCGGGUUUCGAGAGAGGAGCUUCGAAUCCCUCCCACUCCGUCAAUUGUAAGGUAUUGAUUUCGUUUUUUUAAUUUAGUAAUUAACAGUGCUUGUAGUUCUACGGCGGAUGGAUAUCUGCGGCGCCGGUGUUAAGCUGGAUUCGCAUUAUCUGAGAGAUUUUCUGAGAAUCGGAGACGAAGAUCGUCAUAGUAAUUUUGGCCAGACCGCUUCCUCGAAUGGGAGUGGAAGCCGGAGCAACCGUUCCGGCGUGACUUUACUGGCGGUGCUCACCGAUAGGACAGGACCGUCUCCGCCGCCGCCGCCGGAUGUGCCGCGCCGGAGCGUCGAGUCGUCGCGGACGCUGUUGGACGUUAUUCGCGAGGACCAAAUUGGGGGCGGGGGCGGCCGGAGAGACGGCAGGCGGAGCUGGCGGCAAUUGAGGGACAAGAUCCGCCUCCGUCACAGAGGCAACAACCAUCGCAUGGUCAUUAUGACUCGCCGCUCCGGCGAUCCCGGAGAAUCUUCUCAGUCCGGCGUAACCGCCGCUGCUAAUGUUAGGGUUCCCAUUUUGGGGGGCGAUUCGAGCCACGAAGCGGGCGGAAUCACCAGUGGAAGGUUCGAGCAGGCUGUAGCCGGAAUCCGACGCAGCGCCGGCGCCGUGGAGGCGCUGGCGGAGCAACUGCCGCCGCCGCCGGUGAGAACGUCCUUAAUGGCGUUAUUAGCGGAAAACGACUGGCAAUUAGGUACCGACGAUUCAGUCUACGUGAUGCGCGACAACAUCGAGGAGAUCGACGCUGACGAGGCGGAGGAGGAUGAGAUCUCCGGCAGCGGCGCCGCAUACAACAAUUGCUGCGUAUGUAUGGAGAGGCACAAAGGGGCGGCGUUCAUCCCCUGCGGGCACACCUUCUGCCGAUUGUGCUCCCGGGAGCUGUGGUCCCAAAGGGGCAAUUGCCCCCUCUGCAAUAACCACAUUCUGGAAGUUCUUGAUAUUUUCUAACACCAUCAUUUUCAUCAUCUUCUUCACAUUGCCCCAUGAAUCUGUUCACUCCUAAAAAGAAAAUAUUGGAUUCCUUAUAAAUCAUUUAAUCAAAGAACAUGGAAAAAAGUGCAUUCAUUAUUUCUCACUUUAAAGCCCUUUUGCCCUUUUGACUUGGAAGAUGGCCUAGUGCAGAGUUUAGGUUUGUAAGAAUCAUUUGGCAAUUUUUUACUAUGAGCAUUAACAUUUCUGCAAUUAAAUUAUGUAUGUAUGUAUGUAUGUAUGUGUUACUGGGUAUGUUGUUUGUUUAUUAGUAUAUUUUAUAUGAGUGCAGUGCAGACAUUUAGUUGUCAAUCGUCA
Molecule: messenger RNA, 1512 nt
Organism: Andrographis paniculata
Lineage: Eukaryota; Viridiplantae; Streptophyta; Magnoliopsida; Lamiales; Acanthaceae
Exons: 1
Coding region: 304-1173 (289 amino acids)
Source: RefSeq, a predicted model, not a curated record